AUGCCGUCCAAUUCAGACCUCUCUCCUCCGGGGAGCAGCACCUAUGCCUCGGAUACUUUGCAUGUCGGUGACGGAACAUGGGACUCGGGGCGUGACACAUUCCUUCUUCCCAACCUAAUGGGGGUGAACUUUGAUACAAUGCGAUACAAUGGAAUGGGAAACCGAUUCCGCGAUAUGCCCCAGUACCAUACAAUUAUCAUUGCCCACGGCGUCAUCGCAACAAUCGUGUUCCUAGGCCUUGUUCCGAUAUCCAUCCUAAUUAUCCGAUACUAUUCCCGAUGGAGUCCAUUCUGGGCUUUCAAACUGCAUGUCUGGUGUCAAGUCUUGACUUUAUUACUCACCACCGUCGUAUUCGUCCUCGGCUGGUUUGCCGUCGGUCCUGAACGGAAACUGACAAAUCCCCAUCAUGGAAUUGGCCUUGCGAUCUACGUCAUGGUCGUCUUCCAGGUGUUCUGGGGCUGGAUGCUUCAUAAAGUCGAGAGUAAACGACAACGAUAUCAUGUUCCAUUCAAGCUAGUCGUGCUCUUCAUCUUGUACUCGCUCGCGGCUUUCGCACUUCUUGUAGCCUUCUUUGUGUUGUCAUACAUGUACGAUACACAAGGUUACCACAUGGGCAGCGAUUACGAUAGCCGGCAUAGCUACGUCUCGGGACCUCCUGGUCCGGAUAAUCGUCGUCAUAGCAGCUUCGGCCGCAUGGCUGCAGCGGGCGCUGCAGGAGCGGGUCUCGCAGCACUGUGGAAACGUCGCUCGCAGGAUAAGAGACGCGAUGAUGAGGAAUAUGAUGAAUCCCAUGAUUCCUACACGGAGAAGUAUUCUGACGAGGAAUCCCGCCACGGUGGCUGGGGCAGCAAGCUGCUCAAAAUCGCCGGUAUUGGUGGUGGUGCACUCCUAGCCAAAAAGCUCUUUGACCGAAGACGUAACCGGGACAACGACACGGAGUCCGGGCGAUACAGCCGUGCUCAUACUCGAAGUGACAGCAUGACCGAAGCAACAAUGAGCCGUAUGGAAGAUGGGCGACGACCAGAGCCAAGUUACCACGCCCCUCUCAAUCGACCGCCAAGCAGACCGCAAAGUCCGGGUUCCUCUUAUUACUACAAUACCACCUAUUUGACGGACCACGAUCAAGGAAAGUCCCAUGGCGUUCGAAACGCAUUUCUGGGCGCGGGUGCUUUGGCCGCUAUCAAAGGAUUCUUCUCGCGCCGCAAGGGAGACGAUGACGAUCGUCGGUUGGAGGAGAUCCGUCGACAGGAAAUGGAGGACGAGAGACUUCAGCGGGCAAACAGCAAGCGCCGCUAUACUGGUGAUGGCUAUUACCCCCGACAGAGGAGAUCCGCGUCGUAUACCGAUAUGUCCUCGACUGAUAUGACUCGACCACCGCGAGGGCCUUCUCAUGGAGAGUCCGCUCUCACCGGAGAUCCUGUCGCGUCAGGUGCCGUCAAUGCUCCACACUCCAGUAUUCCGCCCGUUCCGCCGGCACAUCACGAUGGAUUUUCAGACAUGCCAGGACCAGACCCCUCUCGCCUUGAUGCCUCUGAUUUCACUGCCGGAAUGGCCGCCGGAGCCGCGGCAGGAGCCGCGGGUCCCUCGCAUCAUCGACGUCGGAGCAGCAGCAGACACCGCGACGACCACGUGGAAUCUCCCCCUGUAUCCGUGAAAGUCAAAAUGCACGACGACGGGCGGCACAUCACAUUGAGGAGACUGACCGAGGAAGAAGCCGCUGCGAGCCGCGAGGCCAAACGCCGUGAACGAAGACACUCCCGUCGCCGCGCUGGAAGCGCAAGUUCUCUUUCAGGCAAUGAAGGGAGCUACGACCGAUGGCGCCGGGUCGAAGAGCUCGAACGCCAACAGCACGAGCAGAUUGAGCGCGAAAAGGCUGCGGCGGCGGCCACAGCUGCAGCCUCUGCUGCUCCUACUGGCAGCAUGCCGCCUCCAUCGUUUGUCUCGCCUCCGAAUAUGAGCCACAUGGCUCCUCCGCCGCCACCGCAUGUGCCAUCCAGCUUGCCCUACGGAGCCGGCAGCAUCACCUCCCCCGGAACGUUCACCGGAACCGAAGCCAGUGGAGAUUAUGCCAGCAACCGGCGACGCAGACGAGCAGAGCGGGCUCGAGCACGAGAGAGACAGCAGCAUAGCGUGGAGUUUACCUAA
Messenger RNA from Aspergillus terreus NIH2624, 2145 nucleotides. RefSeq lists its product as uncharacterized. The record is from RefSeq and is a predicted model, not a curated record. Bases 1 to 2145 code for a protein of 714 amino acids. NCBI's taxonomy places the organism in Eukaryota, Fungi, Ascomycota, Eurotiomycetes, Eurotiales, Aspergillaceae. The transcript is spliced from 3 exons. Gene Ontology annotation, cellular component: MIS12/MIND type complex. Gene Ontology annotation, biological process: chromosome segregation.